AUGCAGUUGUUUGCAUCCACCAAAGCCCCUUUGCGCCUGCGUAAACAAGUAGCCGAGGGUCGUGCUGAGCCAUUGUUCUCCGCAAGUGAGGUGUCUGCUUUGCGAUCUUGCUGGAAAAACUGGUUCCGUGAGCAGGGGUUCACGCAGGAGAUUGACUGGACGGUGGCUCCAGGGCAACCCUACGCGUUGAAUGCACUUGGGUUGUUGGCCCAGGCUCUGCAGGACCGUGAUGUCCAUCUGUGGCCGGCCUUGCGCGAGGGGGUCCCCACUGGGGUCGCACAUGACAUCCCUCCCAGCAACACUUUCAUCCCAGUUCCAUCGUGUGGUGAGGCUGCAGACCCCGAAGAUUUCAAAAUUUGUUCUGGAAACUGGCCCGGAGCCGAGUCUGACCCAUCCCUUCUAGAAGAAAUGAUACAGUCAGAAUUGCAAGCCGGGUAUGUGGAAGCCGUGGGUUCCUUGGAGGAGGCCAAGCGCAGAUGGCCUCAAGUUGCAGUCGGCGAAGCGAACAUUGUGAAGGCCCCUGGGCGCAAACCCCGGCUCAUCAUUGAUCCGACCGUCUCGGGUACCAACCCAGCGUGUUUGAUCCCAGAGCGCUUCAUGCUGCCGGGUCUGUCGGACAUCCAGGCAGGUUUCCCCAUCAGGGCAUGCUCAGAAGAGGUCAGCGGCUUCAGCCUGGACAUUGCGGCAGCCCACAAAACAGUGCGGAUUCGCGAAUCCGAACAAGGGCUGCUAGGCAUUAAGGUCUUUCGACCGCUGGCCCUUUCCCCGUUGAACCCUUCAGUUUCGCUGGCGGCGGAUGCUUGUGCUAGUUUGGAUAAGAUUGGCAUUGGGGGUUGGGUCGCGUUUGAGGGUCAGCCCCGCAUUUGGUUUGCCGAGUCCUUCCAGGUGUCCGAUUUCACAUCAUUGGGGCUCCCAAUGAAGGCGGAGGCAAACCUCGACAUUGUCUUUUAUGAGACUUUGGCUCAGAUCGGUCUGAUGCUGUGCUUCGCAACUGCGUGUGUUGGGGGCCGCCUUAGAGUGUGCAUUCCCUCCUGGAGCGACAACUCAGGAACGGAGUCUGUGGCCAACAAGUUGUUUACCACAGUGGUCCCCUUGUGCUACUUUGCGCAGCGUCUCGCAACUUUAGCCUGGAGCGCCGCAGUGACUCUGGAUUGCUCUCAUAUCUCAGGAUGUCAUAACGACAAGGCGGAUUGGCUUAGCAGGUGGAAUGGUGCUGACCCGCUGCCUUCUGACUGGAAGAGCGACUAUCGCGUCAGGCUUCCCUUGGCAAUGUUGUGGGAAGGUGAAAAGGAUAUUCGUCUGUUUCCAUCAGAAGCACGUUUGCUGUGGAAACCGCUGCUUCCAGCCGGCACGUCUUAA
Symbiodinium pilosum is the source of this 1359-nucleotide messenger RNA. The record is from the annotation of a GenBank genome assembly. Lineage: Eukaryota; Dinophyceae; Suessiales; Symbiodiniaceae.